AUGAUCCGCCCACCUACACUCCGAGCUCUCCGCCCACGCGUGACUAUGACACGCUCACUCGCCACCCUUGGUAUCCGCCGCGAAGACCCCCGCCGCGUCUGGGAGCGCCGCUCGCCUCUGACCCCCGAGGCAGUCGCUCAGCUUACCGACAAGGCCUCCGUCGAGGUCGAGUCGUGUUCUCGCCGCUGCUUCCCUGACUCUGCCUAUGCUGCUGCUGGCGCCAAGAUUGUCCCCAAACUGUCCAAGGACGUCAACCUCGUGUUGGGGAUCAAGGAGCCACGUGUCGAGGACGUACACGCCCUAAUUGACAGCGACCGCUCCGUCAAGCGUACCUGGAUGAUGUUCUCGCACACCCACAAGGGCCAGCCGUACAACACGCAGCUGCUCAGCGCCUUCCUUCCCCCCAGCAAGGGACAGACGCUCAUCGACCACGAACUGCUUACCAGUCCAGGCAAGGACGGCAAGCUGCGCCGCGUGGCCGCAUUCGGAUGGUUCGCAGGCGCGGUAGGUGCUGGCGAGGCACUCUCCCUCACUGGCCAGGCGCUACUGCGCCGCGGCAUGUCUCACCCCCUCCUCCACCUCGCCCGUCCUUUCACCUACACUUCGCUUGAUGAGUUCAAGGCCGCCCUGAAGCGGGCCGGUGACGCGACUGAGCUCGCGGCUCUCCGCAAGGCCAGCGACCCUUCACUCACACCGGACACGGAGGGGCCGGUCGUCAUUGGUCUCACUGGCGCAGGCAAUGUGUCCACCGGUUCCCGCGACAUGCUCGACGAAGCAGGUGUGCAGUGGGUCGACUGGACUCAGCUACCCAACCUCAAGCCUGGUCCAAAGAUCUACGCGUGCGCGCUCCCGCCGUACUCGUACCUCCAGCGUAAGACGGUCGGCGGCUACGACCGCAUCGAGUACUACGCCCACCCGGACAUGUACGAGAGCACCUUCACCGAGCGCAUUGCACCGUAUAUUACGACGCUGAUCCACGGCGCCGGGUGGCAGGAGGGUUUCCCGAGGAUCAUGACCAACGCGGACAUGGACCGCUACCUCGCGGAGAGCAAGGGCAAACAGAAGAUGAUCGCGCUGCAGGACGUGACGUGCGACGUCGAGGGCGCCCUCGAGUUCAUGAACCACUACACCACCAUUGACGAGCCCGUGUUUGAGGGGCCAGGUGGCAUCCUCAUCGGCUCGACGGACGUGCUUCCGACUGAGCUGCCCGCCGACUCGUCGACCUACUUUUCUGGCAGGCUGAUGCCAUACGUCGAGCGCGCUGUCGAGCAAGCAAAUGGCAAGCCGAUCGUGAACGACGACAUCGACCAGACGCUCGAGAGAGCUCGCAUCGUCUCAAACUCGGAGCUCGGGGAGAAGCACGAGUGGCUGCAGGAGAACGUUGACAAGUGGCGUGCGACGCAGUCCGUCGGCCUCCUUCCGCAGAAGAAGAAGGUACUUCUCCUCGGCUCGGGCCUUGUCGCUGGCCCCGCCGUAGAGGUGUUCCUCAAGCGUCCCGACGUUCAGCUCGUGAUUGCGAGCAACAACCUCGCAGAGGCCGAGGCCCUCGCGCGCAACCGCCGCAACGUGUCGACGCGCUCGCUUGACGUGUCGGACAACGCUGCUCUCGGCGAGGCUGUCGCUGGUGCUGAUGUCAUCGUCAGCCUGCUCCCCGCACCGAUGCACGUCCAGGUGGCACGUCACUGUAUCGCUAACGGGCGGCACCUCGUCACUGCAUCGUACGUCAGCCCAGAGAUGAAGGAGCUCGACGCGGAAGCCAAGGCCAAGGAUGUCCUCCUUCUCGGCGAGUGUGGCCUUGACCCUGGAAUCGACAGCAUGGCGGCUAUGCGCAUCAUGGAGCGCGUGCACAAGGAGGGCAAGAAGGUGGUGUCCUUCGUUUCGUGGUGCGGUGGACUUCCCGAGGCCUCUGCCUCCAACGUGCCUCUUGCCUACAAGUUCUCCUGGUCGCCCAAGGCGGUUCUCACCGCGUCUCUCAACGAUGCCGAGUUCAAGCUCAACGGCGAGAUGCACAAGGUCAGGGGACAGGACCUUUUGCGCGAGCACUUCCCCGACGUCAAGCUGUGGCGCGGACUGGCGCUUGAAGGGGUGGCGAACCGCGACUCGCUCCCGUAUGCUGAGAAGUACGGGCUGGGAUCGGUGAGAGAUCUGCGCGACCUCUUCCGCGGCACGCUCCGGUACCAGGGCUUCUCGCAUCUCAUGGACCGGUUCCGUGCUCUGGGAUUGCUGGGAACGGAGAAGAUCGAGGUGGCAGGGAGCUGGCCCGGUUUCCUGGCGGCUUCGAUGACUCUGGCGCUCGGGCGUGAGGUCAAGGAGGAGGACUUGCUGGCAGUGGUGGAGGAGACCACAAGUGCGGACGAGGAGCUCCUCGAGGCACUCCAGUACUUCUCCCUCCUCCCUUCUAAAGCUGCCACUGGCGCUCCCGCCCCACCCGCUCUCCCCAAGAUGCCUCAAGCUCCCAUCGACACUUUCGCCGCCCUGCUGUCCAAGAAGCUCGCGUACGCGAACGACGAGCACGACGCUGUGCUCCUCCACCACGCGUUCAAGGUGGUGCCAGCAGGGUCGUCGGACUGGGUGGGUGAGCAGACCGUCACCGCCUCGCUGCUGUGCACGGGUGAUGAGCGUGCGAGCGCAAUGUCCACGACUGUCGGGUGCACACUUGCCUUUGCUGCCCUGCGCGUGGCCGACGGGCUUGUGCAAGUCCGCGGCGUCACGGGCCCGUACACCAAGGAUGUGUGGGCUGGUGUACUGGAUGAGUUGGAGCACAUUGGCGUCAAGGUCAAGGAGAGGUGGGUUUAG
This is a messenger RNA of Cutaneotrichosporon cavernicola, 2796 nucleotides long. RefSeq lists its product as uncharacterized. Gene Ontology annotation, molecular function: saccharopine dehydrogenase activity. The transcript has 10 exons. Gene Ontology annotation, cellular component: cytoplasm. Lineage: Eukaryota; Fungi; Basidiomycota; Tremellomycetes; Trichosporonales; Trichosporonaceae. The record is from RefSeq and is a predicted model, not a curated record. The coding region runs from base 1 to 2796 and encodes 931 amino acids.